AUGCUGGCAGUGGCUGCGUAUCAACGCACCAAAAUCAUCGGCCAGGGCAAGUUCGGAACGGUCUACAAGGGCUACAAUAAAAAAACACGCCAGGCGGUGGCCAUAAAGGUGCUAGAACUAGAUACCAAAGACGACGAGGUGAUAGAUGUGCAGCGCGAGAUUCAAUUUCUUGCCGCCCUUAAAAAUACACCCAACGUUACCCACUACCAUGGCUCCUUCUUGAACGAUACAAAGCUCUGGAUAAUCAUGGACUUCUGCGCGGGAGGGUCGCUCCGAACGCUCUUGAAGCCGGGCGUCUUUGAAGAGAGGCAUAUAGCUGUAAUUGUGCGUGAGGUGCUCCUAGCUCUCCUGGCCGUGCACAAGUUGGGCGUCAUCCAUCGGGACCUCAAAGCCGCCAAUAUCCUUGUCACAAAGGAUGGCCUGGUGCAGCUCUGUGACUUUGGAGUGGCCGCCCAGUUGACGGCAAACUCGCUAAAACGAACGACCAUUGCCGGCACCCCUUUCUGGAUGGCUCCCGAAGUCAUCCGUGAAGGUGCACAAUACAAUGCAAAGGCCGACAUCUGGUCUCUUGGUAUCACAAUCUACGAGUUGGCCACGGGUAAUCCGCCCUAUUGCGACAAGGGUGCCACUUGGGCCAUGACCAUGAUCGAAAAGCUGACGCCGCCGCGUCUAGAAGGCCGUGAGUACCCUGCCGCUUUGAAGGAAUGUAUUGCCCUAUGUCUAGAUGAAAACUCCGAUGAAAGACCUUCUGCUGAUGACCUACAAAAGUGCAAACUCAUAAAGCAGUAUAAGAACUUGCCGACAGGUACUUUGAAAGAGCUAGUCUCGAGAUAUUUAUUGUGGCGAGAUAGAACUAGGCGCGAGUCUGUAUUCUAUACGGUCGAAGAUGAAAGUGAAACUUCAAACGAUGACAUAAAGGUCCAAUGGGACUUUGACUCUCUCAGCUCCAAGGAGUACAUCAUAGAAAAUGAUAUUCAUCUCGACAAUGAUGAGGGUGAUGUUCAUGAUGGAUCAUGGCGUGACGAAAAUACUGACACAGUCAAUGACCGUACACUUCACCUCGAUCGCUCGUACGCCAGAAUGCACGACACAAUCGGUGAGUCUCGGAUUCAUCUGGCAACAAAUUCUGCUACCAGGCAGAGGACUUACGACGAUAAUCUGUACGGAACGAAGUCAAGCACUGUACCAAAGUCUUUGAUAUCCCUUUUUGAAGAAGAGGGCUCCAAGGACGACUUGACCCAGCCUUCAGCGCUAGGAAGUCUUCAGAUGCCGUCAAUCACUCUCCCGGAGCUGCUUCCAGUUGCUUCUCCAACCAUUGAAAUCCCCGACAUGGAAAGACUAGCAAAACUAGGUGUCGCGCUGGGCGGGUCUUCUCAAUCGUCGUACAACACUUCCAGAACCCAGCAAUCGUCAAACACUGAUAUUUUCCCUAAACUCAAUAAGCCUCCAACAUUAGUGCAUGCGCACUCUGCUGGGCCCGCUUCAGACUCUCGGAUAAGCUCCCCCAACGGAAGAACUCGUAAGAAGACAAUAUCGACAACCCUUAAUGCCUCAACUCCUAAUAUCAGCCACCAUACGAUUGACCUGCUGGGGCCACAAACACCACCCUAUUCUUCAGAUCCACAUUUGGUGGGCGAAACGCCGUCACCGCUGCUUACCAGAAAUGGUAUUGCAUCUGCUGCGUCUUCAGGAGAUGGAUUUUCUACGAGCAGUCCUUCCAAAUCAAUGCGCGCACUUCAUCAUGCCAAUAAUCCAAUGCUUCAACCAAUAAAUUUCAAGCUAGGCGGAGACAAUGACUCUCAAGGUGUCAAUACAGUCAGCUCCAAACAGCUGACUGUUGUAUCGUCAACUAUCCUGGCAGUACCCAACGCAUCUAGUUCGAGUACGGUAGCUUCUGCAACAACGUGGGCAAAAACGGCGCCUGCAAUCACGGAAAAACGUGACAAACCACCUCUCCGGAUCCAAAUGCCUGUUCCAGCAACGCUGUUCAAUCUACUUUCUGCUUUGACUAAUGAAGAACUAGAUUCUAAGAGACUGAACGACAAUGUCAACCAAUUUGGCAUGAACCCGGCCUCUUUGGGAAAUAUUGCAUCGAUGACGCCGGUGACAGAGAAAGACAGUCAGCUUGGUGACGAAACAAAGGAAACCGCAGCGCUCCCUCGCCAUGUCCAGAAAAAGCCACCUCUGUUAUUACUGAGCACCAAAUCCGCUCCAGUUGUACAUACUCUCGGUGGUGUAGUCCCUCAGACCUCUACAAGCGCCCUUCCCACCCCAAUUUCCAAUGGGAACCAAGGCAGGGCGUUUCCAACACAAUGGGCACAGGCUGCUCAGAAGGCUAUCAAGUUCCCGGUCAUUCCAGCAUUUAAUGCAGAGUUGUUGCUGGAUCAGACAUCAAAGACUAAGGUACUCCUGGAGAUUGAUCAAUUGGUGAAACUCAUAAGUCAGGGGCUCGAUGCGAUUGAAAGCAAUUUGUAA
This is a messenger RNA of Australozyma saopauloensis, 2475 nucleotides long. RefSeq names its product putative serine/threonine protein kinase (gene KIC1). Gene Ontology annotation, biological process: protein phosphorylation. Gene Ontology annotation, cellular component: cytoplasm. The coding region runs from base 1 to 2475 and encodes 824 amino acids. The record is from RefSeq and is a predicted model, not a curated record. The transcript has a single exon. Gene Ontology annotation, molecular function: protein serine/threonine kinase activity; ATP binding. Lineage: Eukaryota; Fungi; Ascomycota; Pichiomycetes; Serinales; Metschnikowiaceae.